This is a messenger RNA of Anolis carolinensis (green anole), 3646 nucleotides long. It is a transcript of the gene eml3, whose product is annotated as EMAP like 3. The record is from RefSeq and is a predicted model, not a curated record. Gene Ontology annotation, cellular component: mitotic spindle. The coding region runs from base 251 to 3124 and encodes 957 amino acids. The transcript is spliced from 24 exons. Gene Ontology annotation, molecular function: microtubule binding. Gene Ontology annotation, biological process: microtubule cytoskeleton organization. Lineage: Eukaryota; Metazoa; Chordata; Lepidosauria; Squamata; Anolidae.
UCAACUAGGAUUGGGUUGCAAUUUAAAAUGGUGCCAAAGUGCAUGCAUUGCACAGUGUAGACCCACCCCUAAGAGCUGGGGAGCUGUGGCGUGUUUGCAAAGCAAGCAAAGCAAUGCUUUUGCCCCGCUUCCUUCCUUCCUUCCUUCCUUUUGCAAGGGAAAUGACAUCCCGAGCUGGGCAGUGCUCACAGGCAAAGCCUCCUCCUCCUCCUCCUUCUCCUGCUUCUCCUUUUGCAAAACUUCAGCCGCGAUGGAGGAGACCCCAGGAGACGCCAACGGGGCAAACCCCUUGGGCGGCAACAACGUCCUCCAUCAACAAGGCUGGCUCACGGACCUCGAUUCCCGACUCCGAAGCCAGGAAGAAGAACUGAUGCUGGUUAAAUCGGCCUUGGCGGACGCAUUGAGAAGGCUCAGCCUGUACGACCAGCAGAUCCCUUUGCUCAGGCAGCAGUUGCUUGAAGCAAAUUCCAGUGCGCUCGACGCCGACGACCCCGCGUUCCUCCCGCAAGGCAAGCCGCCCGUCAUCUCCAGUUCAUCAACCGUAGAGCAACAACCGGGAAGCAAUAAGGAGUCGGCGCCCCGAAGUAAUAGGACGCAAUUGUCGAAACAUAUCAGCAUCGGGACACAGACAGAGGAGUCCGCUGUGCUGACGGCGAAAUACGGCCACUGCGUCAACAACGGAGACCUUAAAUCAAUUGCGGAGAUUUCGUUUGUCGGAGAAAAAGCCGUCCAAGAUCUCUUCUCUCUCGAGCUGAGGAAGAACUCCGGAGACGGCGACGACGACGACCAGGACUUGGAGAUGCUAGACAUCCCGGGACCCCACGAAGGCCACGAUGUUGGCGAGCCUCCCCCCAGAGACAAAGCCCCGAACGCGGCCGAGGCCCCGUCUCCGGAGCCGUUCUCUGAAGGAGGGAGCAGCGGCGGCAGCACCCCGGCUUCCCCGGUGCCGGCGGCCGUUCAGCACUUGGCGUCCGACAAGAAAGAGCUAUUUCGGAGAAACAGCUCUUCUGACAAACCCAGCCGAACAAAGCAUCACCUGCCCAAGAAGGCGGCCUCCUCGGCUAAUCUUUUGAACCGCUUGGGAAGCCUUGAAAACCGAAAUAAGGAUCCCUCCCUGAGCCCAGGACUGUGGAGCACGCGACGUGGGAAUUAUAAUCUAGAAGGGCUUUCGACCAAGAUGUUUCUUCGGGGCCGUCCCAUCACCAUGUACAUCCCUUCGGACUUCCCCAACUAUGAGGAGCUGCGCAUGGAGCUGCCGGCGGAGAAGUUGCAGUUGGACUGGGUCUAUGGCUACCGCGGACGCGACUGCCGCUCCAAUCUCUACGUCUUGACCUCCGGGGAGCUGGUCUAUUUCAUCGCCUGUGUGGUUGUGUUGUAUCACCUGCGGCAUCGCACACAGCGCCACUACCUGGAGCACACCGACUGCGUUCGAUGCCUCGCUGUACAUCCGGAUCGCGUCCGUGUUGCCACGGGGCAAAUGGCUGGCGUGGACAAGGAUGGGAAGCCCCUGCAACCCUUUGUCCACAUCUGGGACUCCUCCACCCUCAGCACCCUGCAGACCAUCGGCCUGGGGAACUUCGAGAGAGGUGUGGGUUCCCUCGCCUUCUCCGCCGUGGACAACGGCGCAUACCUUUGUGUGGUGGACGAGUCCAACGAGCACAUGCUGUCUGUUUGGGAUUGCGCCCGGGGUCUUAAACAGGCUGAGAUCAAGAGCACCAACGAGUCCGUCCUGACCGUGGAGUUCAACCCCCAAGACAGCAGCAAUAUUAUCACCACGGGGAAAUCCCACGUCUACUUCUGGACCUGGAUCGGGAGCAGCCUGACCAAGAAGCAGGGCAUCUUUGGGAAAUACAAGAAACCCAAGUUCAUCCAGUGCUUUGUAUUCGACACCAACAACGAUGUCCUCACCGGAGACUCGGAAGGCAACAUCCUCACUUGGGCCCGGGCGAAGGCGGAUCUCAGUACGGCACCGGGAAAAGGAGCCAAAGGGACAUACCAGAUCACCAAGCAGACACGGGCCCAUGAAGGCAGCAUCUUCUCCCUUUGUUUGUGCCGUGACGGCUCGGUGCUCAGCGGAGGCGGCAAAGACCGGCGCCUGGUCCGGUGGAGCCCCGGACUCAGCCUCCUGCAGGAAGUGGAAAUCCCGGAGCAAUUUGGGGCCGUGCGCACCAUCGCCGAAGGGGACAACGGGGAGCUGCUGGUGGGGACCACACGCAACGCCUUGCUCCUGGGGAGCCUGGAGGACGGCUUCGGGCCCAUCAUCCAGGGCCACACGGACGAGCUCUGGGGUCUGGGCACCCACCCCUCGCGGGACCUUAUUGUCACCUGCGGCUAUGACCGGCAGCUCUGCAUGUGGGACGGCGGGGAGCACGCGCUGGCAUGGAGCGUCAUGCUCGAGGAAACAGGCCUUUGUGCCGACUUCCAUCCGAGCGGGAAAGUGGUGACGGUGGGGCUCAGCACGGGACGUUGGGUUGUAGUAGACACCGAGACCCGGCAAGUGCUGUCAGGCUACACCGACGGGAACGAGCAACUCUCGGUGGUGCGCUAUUCACCAGAUGGGGAUUUCUUGGCUAUCGGCUCUCACGACAACUUCAUCUACAUAUACAACGUGGAGGAGAGUGGGCACAAAUACAGCCGCUUUGGCCGCUGCACCGGACACUCCAGUUUCAUCACACAUCUGGACUGGUCCAAGGAUGGGAAAUUCAUCAUGUCGAAUUCAGGGGACUACGAAAUCCUUUACUGGGACGUGGCCAAAGGCUGCAAGCUGCUCAGGAACCGGUUUGAGAACCGAGACCGGGAGUGGAGCUCAUACACCUGUGUGCUGGGCUUCCACGUCUUUGGGGUGUGGCCCGACGGCUCCGACGGCACCGACAUCAACUCUCUCUGCCGGUCCCACAACGAGCGGGUCGUGGCCGUGGCCGAUGAUUUCUGCAAAGUGCACCUUUUCCAGUACCCGUGUGCCAAACCCAAGGCUCCGAGCCACGUCUACCGGGGCCACGGGAGCCACGUCACCAACGUGCGCUUCACCCACGACGACAGCUUCCUCAUCUCCAUGGGGGGCAAGGACACCAGCAUCUUCCAGUGGCGCGUCCUCCCAGGAUGGGACGGAGGGCUGAACACCUGAAGCUGGAAGAAAAACAAUGCAAAACCAUGCAGUAUUUUGGCUCAGCUUUCGUGAGUGUGGGCGGUGCAACCUUUUGAGAUGGUGCGCCCGGGGCUUUCGGAUGCCUCGGGACGAUAGAGGAGUCUCUUUUUUCCUCCCCAGCAGGCGAGAUUAUUUUUCUUUGGCUAACCGUGAUGCGCUUUAUUAACUAACUCAAGGGUGGGGGAAAAUAAUAAUAAUAACAGCCGGGGACAACAAGCUGUCAGGGACUCAGGAAAGGAGAGACCAACAUCUCAAAACAUUAGGGAGAUUUUGGAAAGAGUGGCGAGUCCAACGGAUACAAAUGUGGGGGAAACCCAUGGCGAUGUGGUUCCCAAAUGGCUCUCGGCUCCCUGUGAUCCCUCCGUCCGCACUUCAUUUACAUUCCUAGUGAUUCCUGGAGAUGCUGCGUCUGAUGUUUUUAUAUAUAUUGAAAGAGCAAAGGGAGGCGGCCUGAACACUGUGAGAAACCUGGAAAAAUAAACCUUUGCCUUUGAAAUCCUU